AUGGCCGAAUUAUUUAACGCCAGUGAACCUUGGAUGGAGUUUGACCGAGGUCAUAUUGGUGGCGAUGGGAUUGCAAUCCGCAAAUGCAGCGCGGACUUUCUUUCUGCAUUAUACAAAGCCUAUGAUAGUCUCGUCACUGGCUCCGUUGACUCUAUUACUGCACACGGUCUUCAGAAAUCUAUCAGUCAAGAAUUACACCGACUUCAGCUUUACCCAACCCUUUAUCCAGCGCCAGAAGUCCAGUCUCGAUUUUGUAAGCUCCUGGUAGGUGGGCUUCAAAAGUAUAUUGGCGGAACAUUCGAGGUUAUGCAAGAUGCCGAUUUGGAUGAGGACAAUCUCAUUGCAAGAGAAAUGGAUAAAGUCCUUAAUUUUCUAAAUCAACGAAGCUAUAAAGAAAAUCUGCUACCAUGGGAGCAAUUCCUUUUGAGAGGUAGCCCUGGAAGUGGUGUGAAGCUGCCGAAUCCCCCACCCAAUGCUAUUGUCCGACUUAUGCCGAUCGGCGGUGUUGCUCUCCAUUUGAGAUGGCUGAGAGCUAGGUAUUUAGUUGGAAAGAAGUGCCGUGAGGUGAGCGGCUUUGAAGAACUGAAAGUGUCCUGCUACGCUAACUUCUCAAGUCUACGGUUCCCGAUGGUGACAUUCUACGCUGCGCUGCUGCAACCGCUCUAG
Molecule: messenger RNA, 666 nt
Organism: Uncinocarpus reesii 1704
Lineage: Eukaryota; Fungi; Ascomycota; Eurotiomycetes; Onygenales; Onygenaceae
Exons: 2
Coding region: 1-666 (221 amino acids)
Source: RefSeq, a predicted model, not a curated record